AUGGACGACGAAAUCUACGUUGUCACCCAGCAACUUCAGGAGUUACAAGAGUAUCUUGACUCUCAAAAAGGGAAGGGUCGGGCCGAUGACAGUGAAGACUAUCUACAAGCAUAUCGCCAAGAGUUGAGAGCACAUCUAAGGUCACUGGAGGACAACAAGCUCGCCUGGAGCAUUGCUGUGGCAGUACGUUCCGACAGUCGUGUUAUUGCUGCUAUUACACGGGAAGAAGCUCAGGCAAGCGAUGAUCGACGUCUGGCAAUCAGAAUAAAUGGAAGAAACGAUGACUCGGACUCUUCAACAACUGAUGAUAAUGUGGACCAGCCUCAAGCAGCCACAGAGCCCCAGUCCAGUGACGAUGAGUGCGUCGCGGGUCCCUCAAUGACGUACACAGAAAGACAGGCCUUGGAAUUGGAGAAGCCCGCCGCCACGGAAACUCGGUGUUGUGUGUGCUACGAGAGUUUCUUCGCUCACAAGGUGAAGCAAUUGGACUGCAACCAUGAUUACUGUGACGAUUGUCUCAAAGAUCUUUUUCUAAGAGCGACGAAGGACUCAACUCUAUUCCCCCCACGAUGCUGCCGUAUGCCGAUUCAUCUAGAAGCUGUCCAGGAACAUAUGUCAGAGACUGAAAUAUCUGAUUUCAAGAACGCGGAGAUUGAGUUCUCAACCACUGACCGCACUUAUUGCAGCAAUACCAACUGCGGCAAGUUCAUACUACCUCAAAACAUCACAGCCGGCCGUGCUGAGUGUCCUCACUGCAACCUGAAUACCUGUGCCAUGUGCAAAAAGGCUUUUCACAUCGACGACUGUGUGGAGGAUAAUGAUCUGCAAGCUACACUGGCGCUAGCCAGUGCCCAAGGAUGGCAACGGUGCUUCCGUUGCAGGGCUCUCGUCGACCUGGGGUUCGGCUGUUACCACAUAACGUGCAAAUGUCGCGCUGAGUUUUGCUACCUCUGCGGUCUUCAAUGGAAGACAUGCGAAUGCGUGAUUUGGGACGAGAGAAGACUCGUCGCCAGAGCGGCAGAAGUUGUAGACCGUCAGGCACUAGCGCCCUUGGAACCUCAGAUCCGCCAUAUGCUAGUUCAGAGAAUGCGGGCAAAUCUGGUUGAGAAUCACGAGUGCGAACACCAAGGCAGAUUCCGGCGUGUUGAAGGUUCAAGAAGGCGAGCAUUUGAUUGCGAGAUCUGUGGAGAACGCCACCGGAAGUACAUCCUGGAGUGUCGCCAAUGCCAGAUUGUAGUUUGUGAGAGCUGCCGACGGAAUCGAAUUUGA
This is a messenger RNA of Aspergillus vadensis CBS 113365, 1269 nucleotides long. Its product is annotated as BRcat and Rcat domain-containing protein. Lineage: Eukaryota; Fungi; Ascomycota; Eurotiomycetes; Eurotiales; Aspergillaceae. Gene Ontology annotation, cellular component: ubiquitin ligase complex; cytoplasm. The coding region runs from base 1 to 1269 and encodes 422 amino acids. Gene Ontology annotation, biological process: positive regulation of proteasomal ubiquitin-dependent protein catabolic process; protein polyubiquitination; ubiquitin-dependent protein catabolic process. Gene Ontology annotation, molecular function: ubiquitin protein ligase activity; ubiquitin conjugating enzyme binding; zinc ion binding. The transcript has 2 exons. The record is from RefSeq and is a predicted model, not a curated record.